This is a messenger RNA of Meriones unguiculatus (Mongolian gerbil), 3930 nucleotides long. RefSeq names its product zinc finger protein 382 (gene Znf382). Lineage: Eukaryota; Metazoa; Chordata; Mammalia; Rodentia; Muridae. The record is from RefSeq and is a predicted model, not a curated record. The coding region runs from base 228 to 1892 and encodes 554 amino acids. Gene Ontology annotation, molecular function: DNA-binding transcription factor activity, RNA polymerase II-specific; RNA polymerase II cis-regulatory region sequence-specific DNA binding. The transcript has 6 exons. Gene Ontology annotation, biological process: regulation of transcription by RNA polymerase II.
GGGUGAGGCCGCGGGCCGCCGGGGCGUCGGGAGAGGCCGGGGACCGCGGCGGAUGCUCCCGGUCUCCGCGGCCGCGCGGAGAGCGACUCCACAUGGGGAGGCCGGGGAGGAAGCCCCGAGGCCGCCCCGGGCCUGGUGUGACUGGUCUUUGAGACGGAUUGGAAGUGAUUUGUGGACGUGAUUGGGAGUGACUUUGCCUGGGACUCCGCCGCGUUCUGUCGUCGUGAAUGACACGUGACGCUGACUCUUCCCUUUUCCAAAAGAGGAGCUGGGACGGCGAGGCUCUCCCCUCACACAUCUCAAAGCCAUGCCUAAGUGUGCCCUUACAGGGAUCAGUGUCCUUCAAGGACGUGGCCGUGGACUUCACCCCUGAGGAAUGGCAGCAGCUGGGUCCCGCCCAGAAGGCCCUCUACAGGGACGUGAUGCUGGAAAACUAUUGCCACUUCAUCUCUGUGGGAUUUCACAUUACAAAGCCUGAUGUGAUCCGCAAGUUGGAACAAGGAGAGGAGCUAUGGACAGAGAGAAUUUUUCCAAGUCAGAGCUAUCUAGAAGAUGAAGACGUUUUGGUGGAAUUCAAAGACCCCCAAGACAGGCAUCCCAAAUCAAUUGUAAUCAUCAACCACAAGACACUAAUGAAGGACAGAAGCAGUAUUUACGGGAAAACACUAGGCAAGAACCACAUUUCCAGAACACUAUUAGAGUAUAAAUCUGUCGGGAAGGUUUUGGGAAACAUUUCGGAGUUCAUUAAUACAGACGUAAACCCCGUAGGAGAGGCGCUGGGCGCCAGUGCGGAGUGGGAGAGACGGCUCCUGGAUUCCACGCACGAGCAGGCCCAGCCCGCGCCGCCGCUCGCGCACCCCCGGGCCCUCCGGACCCUCGAGCAGCCGUUUGCCGGGGGCGCCGGCCCGUUCCCCGGGAGAGGAUUCCCCCAGGACAGAACUCAGCGGGGAGACGCGGCCUUCGGCUGCGGCGAGGACCCGAUGGCCUUUCUGGAAGGGUCGGGCCUGGGCGGCCCCGCGCACGGCCUCCUGGAGAGGGGCCCCUCGGCCUGCAAGUACGGGAAGCUCCUCUGCAGGAAGUCCGUCGUGGUGGUGCACCCCCGCGCGCAGCCCGGGGAGAAGCCCUUCCGGUGCCCCUACUGCGGGAACAGCUUCCGCCGGAAGUCCUACCUGAUCGAGCACCAGCGCAUCCACACGGGCGAGAAGCCAUAUGCGUGCGGCCAGUGCGGGAAGGCCUUCCGCCAGAAGACGGCCCUGACGCUGCACGAGAAGACGCACACGGAGGGCCGGCCCUACCUCUGCCUGGCCUGCGGCAAGGCCUUCCGCCAGAAGGCCACGCUCACCCGCCACCACAAGACGCACACGGGCGAGAAGGCCUACGACUGCGCGCAGUGCGGCAGCGCCUUCCGCAAGAAGUCCUACCUCGUGGACCACCAGCGGACGCACACGGGCGAGAAGCCCUACCGCUGCGCCGAGUGCGGCAAGGCCUUCAUCCAGAAGACCACGCUCACCGUGCACCGCCGGACGCACACGGGCGAGAAGCCCUACCUCUGCGCCGACUGCGGCAAGUGCUUCUGCCAGAAGACCACGCUGACGCUGCACCGGCGCAUCCACACGGGCGAGAAGCCCUACCGCUGCGCCGACUGCGGCAAGGCCUUCCGCCAGAAGGCCAUCCUCACCGUGCACCACCGCGUGCACACGGGCGAGAAGGCCAACGCCUGCCCGCAGUGCGGCAAGGCCUUCAGCCGCAAGUCCAACCUCAUCCGCCACCAGAAGACCCACACCGGGGAGAAGCCGUACGAAUGCAAGGAGUGCGGCAAGUUCUUCAGCUGCAAGUCAAACCUCAGCGCGCACCAGAAGACCCACAAGGCCGAGGCCGCGAGAAGUCAGUGAGUGGGGCGACUUGAUCUCAUUUUUUAUUUAUUUUUUCACUUUUUUUUUUUUUUUUUUGAGGCAGGGUCUCACGACGCAGCCUUGGCUGGCCCAGAACUCAGUAUGUGAGGACCAGACCGAUCUCAGAAUCCCAGAGAUCACCCGCCUCUGCCUCGCAAGUGCUGGGAUUAAAGGUGUGUGCCACCAUACACAGCUUUUUCCCCCCCACCCCAAUGGCUUUUUCGAGACAGCGUUUCUCUGUGUAGCCUUGGCUGUCCUGUACUAGCCUUGAGCUCACGGAGAUCCACCUGCCUCUUCCUCCCAGAGUGCGGGGAUCGCAGUGGUGCUCCAGUGAACCCGGCUUCACGUUCUGCCCUUUACAUUUACUACUGGGUAACUUAACACAAAUUCUACCGGGUAAAUUAACAACAACAACAAAAAUAUUUAAAAAUAAAGGCUUUACUUUUUUAUUACCAGAUUCCGUAGACUAAACUGACCUCUGAUAAACUUCUGUAAAUACUCAGAUCUGCUUAUUUUCAAUUACAUCCCUCAUGGCUCAGCACACACCGACAGAUGCAACUCGGCCGUGUGGGAUAGAAAUCCAUCGUUACCGCCUCGGAUUUCACCAGUUGUGAAUUAUGACGGUGUGGAUUGGGUUUUGCUCAUUAUAGGCCUUAUAUAAAAGUGGACUGUUUACCAUUGCUUCCUUUCCACGCAGCCUGUUUCUCUCUGUGUCUGUCUCUGGAUCCAGUCUUGAGUGCAUGUAGGAGAAGGCCAUUUAUUUUUAUUCUGUGUAGAACCCCAUUAUAUAAACAUAUCACUUGUGCCCGUUCGGCCGUUGGUGGACUUUUACAUGUUUCACUGCUGUGGUCGUAAUAAAAUGUACACGCGUGCACUUUUAUGUGCCUCCUCAAGGAGUGGAAUUACCGGGUCUUAGGGCUUAAGCGUGUUCGGUCAGCGGUAGUCGCUGCUGCAGCUCAGAAUGCUCACAGCACGGGGUGAUCGAAGACGACUCGGAACGCUCCCAUGUGGUGGUGGCUCAAACGACGGAGUUCUGGCAUGGAGACCUGGCCCGCAGCGACCGCGCUGCUCUUGCAGAGGACUGGGGCCUAGUCCCCAGCGCCCACUUGGUGGCUCCCUGCUGGCUGUAACUGCACUUCCAGACGACCCAGCACUCCCCCCUGGCCUCUGCAGGCACCGGGCUUCCUGAGGCUGCUCAUACAUACAUGCAGGCAAAACAGUCACUCACAGAAGUCGCAGACUUUGUGUUAGAGCCGACUCUAGCGUUACCGGGGGAAAUGGGACGGAAGAGAAUGUAUAUACAAAGGCUUUUAGCCACAGCCGGAAUCCUUUUUUUUUUUUUUUUUCCCUCAACAUUUUAAAAAUUAUAAUUUAUUACAAUAUUCAAUUUGUAUCCCGGCUGUGGUCCCCUCCCUCCCUCUUCUCCCCCUCUGCCCUCCCCUAGUCCACUGAUAGAAGAGGUCCUCCUCCCUUCUGUCUGACCCUAGCCUAUCAGGUCUCCUCAGGACUGGUUGCAUUGUCUUUCUCUGUGGCCUGGCAAGGCUGCACCCCUCAGGGGAAGGUGAUCAGAGAGCCUGUCACUGAAUUCAUGCCAGAGAAAGCUCCUGCUUUCCUUACUAGGGACCCCACUUAGAGACUGAGUCUAUGGGCUACAUCUGAGCCGGGGUUUUAGGUCCUCUCCAAGAAUUGUCCUUGGUUGGGGUACCAGUCUCUGCAGGGCUCCCAGAGCUCAGUUUUUGUCUCUGUUGGACUCCUUUUGGAGCUCCUGUCAUCUCCAGGUCUUUCUAUCUUCCCCUUCUUUCAUAAAAUUCCAUGCUCUCUGCACAAAGUUUAGCCAUGAGUCUCAGCCCCUCAGCCCAAACCUUAAUAUAGUGAUGUAAUAAAUGAAAUUGGCGUUGCCUUUAGCCACAGUUAAAACCUUAUUUGAAAUGUACAAGAGAAUGGGAAGCAUUCAGCAUUUCCUUUGCUCAACACUAGAAAACCUACAAGACUGUUGAAAUUAGAGGUGGGCAGGGAAAAAAUACAGCUUUUACUCAAG